Molecule: messenger RNA, 2227 nt
Organism: Xiphophorus couchianus (Monterrey platyfish)
Lineage: Eukaryota; Metazoa; Chordata; Actinopteri; Cyprinodontiformes; Poeciliidae
Gene: ap3m2
Product: adaptor related protein complex 3 subunit mu 2
Exons: 9
Coding region: 156-1412 (418 amino acids)
Biological process (GO): vesicle-mediated transport; intracellular protein transport
Cellular component (GO): clathrin adaptor complex
Source: RefSeq, a predicted model, not a curated record
UGAUUGGCUCGCUCAACACCUCCAUCCUGUAUGGCUUAAGGAUCUAUUGCUCCACCUAACGGGAAGCAGCGACGGCUGUUUAGUCUUUCUGUGGCAGAAAAGGCGAAGGGCUACUCGAGAGGGAGAAAAGACAUCACUUCGCCUCUCCAGCCAAGAUGAUCCACAGCCUGUUCCUGAUAAACGCGUCCGGCGACAUCUUCCUGGAGAAGCACUGGAAGAGCGUGGUGAGCCGCUCCGUUUGCGACUACUUCUUCGAGGCGCAGGAGCGUGCCACCGAGCCAGAGAACGUCCCGCCGGUGAUCCCCACGCCGCACCACUACCUGAUCAGCGUGCUGCGCCACCGCAUCUACUUCGUGGCCGUCAUCCAGAGCGAGGUGCCGCCGCUCUUCGUCAUCGAGUUCCUGCACAGAGUCGUCGACACGUUCCAGGAUUAUUUCAGCGUGUGCACCGAGGCGGCCAUCAAGGACAACGUGGUGGUGGUGUACGAGCUGCUGGAGGAGAUGCUGGACAAUGGGUUCCCCCUGGCAACGGAGUCCAACAUCCUCAAAGAGCUCAUUAAGCCUCCCACCAUCCUCCGCACCAUGGUCAACACCAUCACAGGCAGCACCAACGUCGGUGAGCAGCUCCCCACCGGCCAGCUGUCCGUGGUGCCGUGGCGACGCACCGGGGUCAAGUACACCAACAACGAGGCCUAUUUCGAUGUGGUGGAGGAGAUCGACGCCAUCAUCGAUAAGUCAGGUUCCACCAUCACAGCGGAGAUCCAGGGAGUUAUUGAUGCCUGCGUGAAGCUGACGGGCAUGCCUGACCUGACGCUCUCCUUCAUGAAUCCCCGGCUGCUGGACGACGUCAGCUUCCACCCGUGCGUUCGGUUCAAGCGCUGGGAAGCCGAGCGGAUCCUCUCCUUCAUCCCGCCCGACGGAAACUUCCGGCUGCUCUCCUACCACGUCAGCUCCCAGAACCUGGUGGCCAUCCCCGUUUACGUCAAACACAACAUCACCUUUCGGGAGGGCAGCUCCCAGGGCCGCUUCGACCUGACCCUGGGCCCCAAGCAGACCAUGGGGAAAGCCGUGGAGUCGGUCCUGGUCAGCAGCCAGCUGCCGCGGGGCGUCCUCAACGCCAACCUCAACCCCUCCCAAGGAACGUACACCUUCGACCCCGUCACAAAGUUGUUGACGUGGGAUGUUGGGAAGAUCAACCCACAGAAGCUGCCCAGUCUUAAAGGCACCAUGAACCUGCAAGCCGGAGCCUCUAAACCCGACGAGAACCCCACCAUCAACAUCCAGUUCAAGAUCCAACAGAUGGCUAUCUCAGGGCUGAAGGUGAACCGGCUGGACAUGUAUGGGGAGAAGUAUAAACCCUUCAAAGGCAUCAAGUACAUGACCAAGGCCGGAAAGUUCCAGGUGCGAACAUAAAGACUGCUGGUCCAAACCACCAGGAGGUCGUCCAGGGAGGGGGAGGAAGUAGUGAAAGGGGGAGCCGGUAAAUUCCUGGGGUUCCUGCUGAGGUUUACCCACUCAAACCGGGGGAUUGGAGAGGGGGGCUCCUUGUAGCAGUAACGAGGGAACCCGUCCACACACUGCUGCUUUGAAAAAAAGUCCUUCAGUCAUCAUGUCUUCAAAGUGUCCUCACAACUAAUUACAUGUCUUUUUUUUUUUACCCUUUUGUUGUUUUAUUGAACCUUGUUUUGUUCUUUUUAUCCAAUUGGUAACUUUAGAUUUGUUUAUUGUUUUGCUUGUCUUGAACACUGGAGCGACCAAAGCUGUUUGAUUGUUUAUCAUGGAAAAUCUCCAUCUCACAGUUCAGACCGUUUCCUUCAGUUUUAUUUCACCGCACAAUGUUGAAGAAUUUACACGUUCAAGAACUGAAUGUUUUCCUAUUGUCGUAUUUCCUCACUGCCAGGAAAACGUGUGUUUGCUAAGAUACAAUUCGUAAUGUUGCCACAGCAACUGAGCUUUUAGACAUAUUUGCAUAGGGAGGGAGGCGAUUGUUUCAUGCCUCUGCAUCCUCACUCUGCUCUACUUCGUGCUGGCAUGCUGAUCGGUAGCUAACCGAUCAAAAGUAAUACGUUUCUGUAAUACGAUGAGUACCUCCAAGGAAAUGUUGAUGGUUUGCAUUUUGUGUUUACAGUAUCUUUUUUCUUUUUUUUUGUCUGUUGAAAAUACAGCCUCCAAUGGAGUGUUGUGAUGGUGGAAUAAAAGAAAUAAAAAGUCUUAAAGCUGAAUGAUUA